AUGGGGCAUCUCAAACUUCCCCCUGCCAGUUUAGGCGCAUUUGUGACGAUAACCAUGCUCGUCUGUGUCAUAAUUUAUGAUCGCGUAUUUGUCAAGACUAUUCGAAGGUGGACUAAAAACCCGAGAGGCAUUGCUCUCCUUCAGAGACUAGGGAUUGGUUUUGUGCUUCACAUUGUCAUUAUGGUAAUAGCCUCGGUAACUGAAAAGCACCGGCUCAUUGUAGCCAAAAAAAAUGACCUAGUCGAAAGUGGAGGACAGGUUCCAUUGACAAUAUUUAUUUUGCUUCCCCAAUUUAUACUCAUGGGAGUGGCUGAUGCAUAUGCAGAAGCGGCCAAGAUUGAGUUUUUCUACGAUCAGGCACCCGAGAGCAUGAAAAGUCUCGGAACUUCAUAUUCGACGACUAGUGUGGGAAUUGGGAACUUCCUCAGCAGUUUUAUUCUUUCGACUGUUUCUCACAUCACCAAGGAGAAUGGUCACAAAGGAUGGAUACAAAAUAACCUUAAUGCCUCUCGACUUGAUCGAUACUUUGCAUUUCUUGCAGUGCUGAGUUUCUUGAAUUCUAUCGUCUUCUUACUAAUUGCAAAGUUGUAUCGAUAUAAGGAUGAAGUCUCCAACUCAAUGGAAGUGCUUAAAGAAGAACUCGAGGGCUUGAAGUCGAAGAGCCACGUGGAACUAGCAGCUCACGGGGAUUAA
This is a messenger RNA of Fraxinus pennsylvanica, 693 nucleotides long. NCBI's taxonomy places the organism in Eukaryota, Viridiplantae, Streptophyta, Magnoliopsida, Lamiales, Oleaceae. The record is from the annotation of a GenBank genome assembly.